Xenopus tropicalis (tropical clawed frog) is the source of this 2020-nucleotide messenger RNA. It is a transcript of the gene c4h16orf46, whose product is annotated as chromosome 4 C16orf46 homolog. The transcript has 4 exons. The coding region runs from base 474 to 1643 and encodes 389 amino acids. Lineage: Eukaryota; Metazoa; Chordata; Amphibia; Anura; Pipidae. The record is from RefSeq and is a predicted model, not a curated record.
GGGAAUUUCCUCCCCCCCUCGAGUAGUUCUCCCUGCGGCCCUCAGACACCUAGGCAUCUGGAUCUUCGACCGUCUACAGGGGUGGGAGCGGGACUUAACCCACUGGUAUAAUGUGCUGGCUGAAGGACUAAGGAACAGACUGUAGCUACUGGAUAAAUGUUAAGGAAUUAGCGGGGAAGGACAGGGAAAGCGGCAGGUGAAUUGCAGGUUGCAAGAAGUCAGUUCCCUCGCCAAGGUAAAGCAGCCCAGGGUCACAACAAGGACUGUUAGCUUUACUCCUACAGCCCACCUGACCACUUCAUUUCCACUAGAGGCUCCGCCCCCACCCCCAUUCCUGUAGUGGUAUCCUAUAGCAACUGCUGUGCUCUGUUUGGGGUAGUGCUUGGAAUGUAUUCAGUCAGUGGUUGGAGAGUGAGACAGAGCGGUAGCUGCUGCAGCAGCACGUCGGGCCGACUUCAUGAAUAACGCUGCUAAUGGCAACCCAAGAUACAGCAUUACACGCAGAAAAAUCUGAGAGUUCAUGCCAAAAAUACUGCUAUUAUGAUAAUAAGAAACCACAGAGAGCAUUAAUUGAAGCACUUGCUGAAACCAGUGAAAGACUUCUGGAGGAUGACCAGAAAUCCAUAGAAUGGCUGAUUGGAGAUGGAUGGGAAGAAGCUGUAUGUGGCUGGGGUACGCUCUCUCCAGCUGUUGGUCUAUUUCCUCGGAAGAAAACAAGGAAGCACAAAUUGUUGGAUAAUGUAAGCUGUCUCAUUUGCUUAGAUAUAUGUCAAAGCGCAGAAAGUAAAAAUGGGACUCCGGAUAGAAAAACCUCAGCAGAAUCCCUUCAAGAAAAAUUGGCAUCCAAUAAUUUUCUCACAGAUUUUGAUCUUCAGCCUACAGAGAAAGACAAAACUUUCAGCAAAACAGAUCACUGCUAUUCAGCUGCAACGGUUACCAAAACAGAAACGGAUUGUGACAAAGUAUCCAGUGCUGAUGUAUUCACUGGAGAACAAACACCAAGUAAACAAAGCUAUUCUGAAAGCUGCACAUCUUUAAUGGUGAUGAAGGAAAUAAACAUUACCCCCUCUGUUUCAUUGUGUGCAAACUGCUGCAAUACUAAAGACUUGCCCGUUGUGCUACCUCCUCUGAAAGCACCUGCUGGCACUGUGCAUAUGGAUCUAAUGUUAAAAAACAAAAGUAUCCCAGUUCAGCAAUUUGAAAAGCUACCCUCAAAGACCUUACUAGGAAGCUCUGUAUAUAAUCAAGUUAUUGGCAGUGUAGAUUUAAAAGGAGAUAGACUUGUUGAAUCGAUCUGUGAACUUCAGAAAGAACAGGUUAAAGUAUCACAUCCCUUGUCUUUUCUAACAUCUUGUCUCCAAAAAUCACCUCUGAGAGAUGCAGACCACCUUUACUGGCAAUGUGCAUUUCUAGCAAAUAAAUCGGUUGCUAACCCCGCUAUCUUAAAACAAAACAGUAACAUUUCUGCUAUGGGGUUUUUGCACACGAGAGCAACACAAAACAAGCGCAGUAUCAGACACCUUAAUGAGAUGAAGUCAAAAAUUAGACCAAAGUCAGGAGCCACCGCUUUUCUUGACAGCCCUCUUCUACCUUCGAUAACUGUAACUAGGGUAGCAAUACCAGUUGCUAACAGACCUUUGUAAAUAGCUUAACGAACGGUGUUUCCUGGAAGCUAAAAUUUAACAGCUGUUAUACACUUCUUGUAUGCUCUUUAGCAACUAAACUUAUGGGGCAGAUUUAUCAAAAUGGGAAAUAAGAGUUUACCACAGAAAAGUUCACCCACUCUAUAUUCAUUCCAAUGGGAUUUUUAGAAGUGUAUUUAUUCAUGGGUGAAAGUUAAUUUACCUUCUGAUAAAUACUUUUCUAAAAAUAUAGUGGGUACAUUUUUAUGUGGUGAACUUUAAUUUCACCUUUUGAUAAAUCUGCCUCUUAGUGGCGUAUUGAUUAUUUGUUUAAGAAACUACCUCCAUUAUCUGUAUAGUCUGUCUGUUCCAAUAAAAGUGCUAUUGUUAAAAUGGUA